GUUAAAAUGAAUAGAAAUGAGGAUUCUAGCAGCAACUCAAGAGGAGAGAGCUAUCAGCUGCAAAGCUUUGAAAUAAGCAGAGAAACAUACGACAAUAAUAAGGCCAAAGGAACAUAUAACAACAAAAUUGAGUUCUUGCUUUCAACAUUAGGCUACGCAGUGAGUUAUGGAAACAUCUGGAGAUUUCCGUAUAUGCUAUAUCAACAUGGAGGAGGGGCCUUCUUUGUUCCAUAUCUCACCUGUUUGAUCAUUUAUGUUUUUCCUUCUUUCUACUUGGAGGUUGCCUAUGGGCAAAUGUAUAGGAAGGCUCUUCACCGAUAUUAUGAUACUAUUAAUCCUAAGCUUUUAGGACUUACAUUCACUGUUGCUGCAAUCUGUUUCUUUACUGGCACUUACUUCUUAUGCUUGAUAAGCUGGUGCUUUGCAUUCCUGCUAAACUCUUUCCAAGAUCCACUCCCAUGGGCUCCCAAAGUCAAUGAAGAUGGUAAAAUUGAAGUGUUUUCAAAUAGAUAUUUUGUUGGUGAGUUCUUGGAUAAAUCAGACAGUCUUUUUGAUAUAAGGUCAUACAACCCAACAAUCAUGUUCUCUCUUGUGCUUAUAAUGGCUUUUGUAUUCUUUACUCUCUACAGAGGGAUUCAUUCUGCAAAGUAUGUAUCAUACUUUGUAGUGCCACUCCCUUACUUUAUCCUAGGUGUCUUCUUCAUCAAAGGAAUUACCCUCGAAGGAUUCUCUAGUGGCUGGGCCUACCUGUACAAACCUGAUUGGUCCAAGCUAUGGACUCUGUCGAUAUGGAGUGAUGGAGCUGGACAAGCUAUAUUCUCGUCAGGACUUGCUAAUAAUACUCUUAUUAAGUUUGCAUCACAUAGGAAGAAUGAUGAGCCUUUGCUGAGUUCUUCAAUACUUCUUCCAUGUUUAAACUUUGCCACUUCUCUAUUUGCCUCCCUUGCUUUGUUCUCAUUCGUUGGACAUGCAUCUUAUACUUCAGGAAUCCCAAUUGAUGAUAUGAAUGUGCAAGGGAUGGAACUAAGCUUUGUGGUCUACCCAGCACUGAUCAAUACUUUACCAUGGCCUAAUCUCUGGAGUAUCCUGUUCUUCACAAUGAUGACAUCCCUAGGACUAGGAACCGAAUACAUCUAUGUUGAAGUCUGUAGCGACAUAUUCCAUGGAGUAUGUAACAGAAGAAAGAAAUUCAAGGGCAAGAAAAUAGUUAUGACUCUUAUCUUCUGCUUGAUUAUACUCAUCCUCAACCUGGCAUUUUUUGCCUCAAGUGCUGGCUACUAUUGGCUAAAGUAUGUUGAUCGCUACUCAGCAACCAUAAAUCUAGUAGUGUUCUCUUUUGUACAGAUAGUUCUCUUUGUUUAUUUCUUACCUCUUGAGGACCUCUUGAAAAGAAUCAAGAAGUUCGGAGAGACAACUCCCAAGCUGUACGUUAUCUGUCUAAAAUACAUCUGUCCAGUCUUUGCUCUGUUUCUGUCCACCAUGGCUGUGUAUGGAGAUAUCACUCGGAAAGACAAGCCUAAAGAGACUAUUGAUGUGAUCGUUUGUAAUAUCAUCUUUGCAAUUCCUUUGUUGAGCUUUUUAAUAGUGUUUGUGUGGAACCCCUUCGGAAGAUAUGACUUAGAGAAUAAAGCAGAGUACAGAUCAGCAAGUCUUCUAGACGAUGGAGAGGAGAAGAAGGAGUCUAGCCAGUUUGGUGAUCAAUAA
Messenger RNA from Moneuplotes crassus, 1704 nucleotides. NCBI's taxonomy places the organism in Eukaryota, Ciliophora, Spirotrichea, Euplotida, Euplotidae. The record is from the annotation of a GenBank genome assembly.